Molecule: messenger RNA, 4296 nt
Organism: Thlaspi arvense
Lineage: Eukaryota; Viridiplantae; Streptophyta; Magnoliopsida; Brassicales; Brassicaceae
Source: the annotation of a GenBank genome assembly
GUUUAAUUAUAGGAAAUUUGACGAUCCCUGACGCUUUUAACACCGUUUAUUCUUCCUUCUUCUCCGCCGCAUUCUCUCGCUCCAUGAGAAGAUGAAAUUCUUCUCAGAGAAGCUUCUUCCACAUUUCUCUUAGCACUCAAAUCGCUCUUUCUCGCAUUCAUCAUCUUACUUUCAGUUCGUAAAAACGCGACUUUUCCUUUCCUUCGUCAUCCUCAAAGUUUCGUGUCGAUCUCAAAAGCAGAUCGUCUUUGGAGGAAUCGAGCAAGCCUCGCAGGAACUUAAUCGUGCAAUUUCCGCGAAUCGAGCCGAUUGAUGUGUCGUAGAAGCCCUAAUUUCGGUGGGGGUACAAUGUUCAUCAUAAACUUUUGAUCCUCCUUUGUGAUUGAUUCCUCAUGGCAAUGGUGGAGAAGAAUGGUUCUACAAUCGGGUAUGUAGCUCGGAAUCUAUUGCUCUGCUUAUUCGUCGUCACAACGAUCCUCUUCGCUCUCUCUUGUUACUUCGUGUUGCGUUCCACUGCUCACAAUCGAUUCCUUAGCUCAACAUUUCCUUCGAAAUCGUUCGUCGAUGAUGUGAAUGCGAAAGAGGUAAAGCCAGAGAAAGAGAAUUGUCAAUGUAGUAACGAUGAGAAAGCAAACGCUCCUCUUAAGGUUUACAUGUACGACAUGGAUCCCGAGUUUCAUUUCGGAUUGUUAGAGUGGAAACCUGAGAAGAAGAGUAACAGUGUAUGGCCUGAUAUUCAAAAGUACAUACCUCCUUACCCUGGAGGCUUGAACUUGCAACACAGCAUCGAGUAUUGGCUCACGUUGGAUCUUCUUGCAUCUGAGUAUCCAAACGCACCGAGAGCUCUCGCUGCGAAAAGGGUUCAUAACUCCAGUGAAGCCGAUGUGAUCUUCGUCCCGUUCUUCUCCUCGCUGAGCUAUAACAGGUUCUCUAAAGUGAAUCCUCACCAGAAGACCAGCAAGAACAAGGAUUUGCAGAGGAAGCUGGUUGCUUUCUUGACUGCUCAAGAGGAGUGGAAGAGAUCUGGUGGUAGAGACCAUGUGGUUCUUGCUCAUCAUCCGAAUAGCAUGUUGGAUGCAAGAAACAAUCUGUUUCCUGCUAUGUUUAUACUCUCUGACUUUGGAAGGUACCCUCCUACUGUGGCGAACGUUGAGAAAGAUGUCAUCGCUCCUUAUAAGCAUGUCAUCAAAGCAUACGAAAACGAUACUUCUGGUUUCGAUAGCAGAACCAUUCUGCUUUACUUUCAAGGUGCCAUCUACAGGAAGGAUGGAGGGUUUGUGCGUCAAGAAUUGUUCUACCUCUUGCAAGAUGAGAAAGAUGUUCAUUUCUCGUUUGGGAGUGUGAGAAACGGAGGGAUAAACAAAGCGAGCCAGGGAAUGCACAACUCAAAGUUCUGCCUCAACAUCGCCGGAGACACUCCUUCAUCAAACCGUCUCUUUGACGCCAUCGCUAGUCACUGUGUGCCUGUGAUAAUCAGUGACGAGAUUGAGCUUCCUUUUGAGGACGUUAUUGAUUACUCUGAGUUCUCGGUGUUCGUUCGCACCUCUGAUGCAUUGAAAGAGAACUUUCUGGUUAACUUAAUAAGGGGAAUCACAAAAGAGGAAUGGACACGGAUGUGGGAGAGAUUGAAGGAAGUGGAGAAGUUCUACGAGUUUCAUUUCCCGUCGAAGGUAGAUGAUGCAGUUCAGAUGAUAUGGCGAGCGAUUGCACGCAAAGUUCCUGGUGUUAAAAUGAGGAUUCAUAAGUCUCGAAGGUAUGGAUCUGUUUCUGAGUCAGGUAAAGAAUCAAGAUGGUCGUCAUUGAUACCUCGGAGUUUCUGGUGAAUAAAGAUGAGAAAUUUUUGGUUACUUCAGGCCUUGACAGUGACAUUAUAUUGUUUUUGUGUAGUAGAGAGAAGUUUGUUUUUGGAUCAGAUGAUUUGUGAACUUUUUCUCCAAAUCAUAGGUUAUAUAGACAGAGAGAGAGAGAGAGAUAAGUCUUCAUUCUAAUUUGAUUUCUGUUUUUUUCUCCAAAGAAAAAGGAAUAAUGUAGUAAGUUGAUUUGUUUAACUGUUCAUUUUGAUCUCUUUUUGGUUUUUCAUUUAUGGUAAACAUAGUUUGUAAUAGAUAAACAGUUUUUGAGUAGUAUGUUAGUUUUAUUACAACGCUUGCUUACAAAGACAAUAAGCAUCAAUCAACAACAUAGUUAAUGCUUUUAAGGAACAACAGAUUUAGAUGCACAACAUACACAGGUUGUUUAUAGAACUCAUCUUCCAUGCCCGUCCAAGAUCGUGUGAGUAACAAACAUAGAAAAUGAUGAGUUUCUUACACUAGGGACCUCAAUUGCAGAUUCUGCUACCAUUGAAACCGGCAUAAAAGCUCCAAUACCUGGAGUAUCCGGUGAGAAAUCCGGCAAGGGUAAGUCUCGGUUUAGGUAUUGCACCACUUGUGCCAUGGUAGGUCUUGGUUCAGACAUAGCAUUUGUGCAGAGCAAGCCAAGUUUCAGAACCAUCUCGACUUCUUCAGGUGAGAAUCCUCUUCCCAAUCUUGGAUCAAUGGUCUCAAGCAAAGAAGCUUGUUUCCAGCAUUUGCAGACCCACUUAACCAAAUACUUCUUUUCAACUGGCAUCUCAGGUUCCACAGGUCGUCUUCCACAAGUUACUUCAAGAAGGAAAGCACCAAAGGCAUACACAUCGGUUUUCGUAGAAGUUCCUGUUGUUAUUAGCUCAGGAGCCAUGUAACCUAUGGUUCCCACGGCGGCUGUUGCAGAUAAGUUGCCUCUAGGGUCAUGAAACCUGGCCAUACCAAAAUUUCCUAACCUUCCGUUAAAUUCACCAUCUAACAUGACGUUAGAAGCUUUUAUAUCCCGGUGCAAAACAACUUGUGUGGCUCCUGUAUGUAAGUAACUGAGAGCCGAGGCAAUAUGCUUAAGAAUAGAGAUCCUUUGCAACCAUGAAGGAGAAGGGUUUUGGUCAUGAAACAAGUACUGGUCAAAACUACCAUUAGGCAUGUACUCAGAGACCAGAAGCAACUCACCUUUCCUCCUGCAGUACCCAACAAGAGGAACCAAGUUCCGGUGCUGUAAACUUCCCAUUGUUACAACUUCUGCCACAAACUGUUUCAUUCCUUGCUCUGCAUCGUGUGACAGUCUCUUCACAGCUAUAUCUCUGUUUAGAGGCAGAGUUCCUUUGUAGACUUCACCAAAACCACCUUUCCCAACACGACAGUCUUUGCUAAACCCAUUCGUUGCUUUGUACAGAGACUUGUAUGAGAAUCUGUGUGGACCAUAUUCUUUUUCCCAAGAUUCUCUUACUUCUGCAUACUUUUUUCUCCUAUACACAUAAACUCCUGCAAGAACCAUCAGCAUAGGGAUCAUCAAUAGGACGACCAAACCAAUAAUCAGUGGAGAUAGUUUCUUUUCCUUCUCUCUAGGAAGAGGAACAAGAGGGAGUUUAGAGAGGUCCAAGCUCUGUAAACGCUCUUUGCUUCUACUAAAACUCCAUCCAAGUAUAUAAUGGUUACUGAGAAGGUUCCCUGUUGAUGCAGAGAAGCCAACAUACAUCUUUUCUUGAAAUAUCUCUGACAGAUUGAUGGAUCUUGAUAUAAGAGGCCGGUCUGGUUUGUUGAUUUCUAUAGGAGCCAGAGAAACAUUUAGCAAGAAACCAUCGUAAUCCACCCAUACCUGGAUAGGCUCCCCACUCAAGAGAUUUAUGCUUAUAUUCUUACCUAACGUGUUGGAAAAGUAAGAAGGAAGAGCAGAUUCAAGAGAGAUGGGGCUGUUCACAUCAAUCCCAACAUGAGGCUUUUCAAGCUCAUUAAACUCUACUGUCUUGACAGUAUCAAGCUCAAUAGCCAGCAGAUGAGAAGAGGAAGUCGCAUUCGUUGAGAUGCUAAAGACGCCCAAGAACUGAGUUGCAGAUCCAUGAGAGAGAUUCAUGGAAGGAGAUACAACAAAAGCAAUCCCAUGGCCACCAUCAGCUCCUAACUUAGGAGGCACCAGCGCACACACGAAAUGUGUGUAGAAGGAGAGUGAUGAAGAUUGAUCAAAAUCAAACGGCUGCUUGAAGAAAGCAUGACCUGUUUGCAACUCUGUGGUAUUUGUCAACUGCAAAAGCCCACCAGGUAGGAUCUUGGCCAGACCAUCGAUGAAAAGAUCUGCUUUAUCGAAGCCAUUGUAGACAAACUCGGUAUCUUGUUGACUUGAUAAGCAAAUCAGAUGAACGUAGGAGAUGAUCAAAACCAGAUGAAGUCUACAAGCCAUUGCUAGUGAAAGAGAGAGAGUAAACUUCAUGGAAAUAAAAAAAUUCUCUUUGGUAAC